AUGGAUUCAGGGUUAUCGUGGGCUGAUCAAUGGGAUCCAAACCCAGACCCCGGAACGGAAGCUUCCGACGACAAGAAGAAGAAGAAGAAGGAAGGUUCCGGCAAGGUCAAGGUUAGCAAGUCGUUUCUGAGUUUCAAAUGGAUUAAAGAGUUGAGGAAGAAAGGUAAGCAAAAGGAGAAUGACAAGUAAACAAGAAGAAUGAGAUUAAACCUUCCCAUGGAUGGAUCCUGAUCAUAACCCUAUAAAGAUUCU
Hibiscus syriacus is the source of this 252-nucleotide messenger RNA. RefSeq lists its product as uncharacterized. The transcript has a single exon. The record is from RefSeq and is a predicted model, not a curated record. The coding region runs from base 1 to 189 and encodes 62 amino acids. NCBI's taxonomy places the organism in Eukaryota, Viridiplantae, Streptophyta, Magnoliopsida, Malvales, Malvaceae.